AUGUCGCUGACAUCUUCAGAAACAAUGUCUUACCAGACGUCCAAAGUGGCGGCGCUCUUCUUGGUCAAGUUCGACAGCAAAUCUGGCUACAAAAUGGUGUGGUCCAAGACAUCCUUUAACAUCUCACUUGACGGUCUCGAAUACAAGGCUCUACCGUCUGGAGUCCAUGAAUUCGAGACGGCUACCGUCUACUUAACACAUGAAUGGAAUGGCAAACUCUACUAUGGGCUGGCAUGUUUCCGACAGCUUGAUUUGAAUGAAAAUGAGGAAACUAACCGUGAUUUGGUUAGAAUGUAUUCGAUUGGUAUCCUUCUGGAGCCUAUUAAAGGCAAAUUCUGGAAGCCCAACGAGUUUGGUACUGUGGGUUGGGAGCAUUUUGAUGCUGUCCAGGAAACUCUCCUGGAAUUUUUGAAAGAUGAGGAUUUGUUGAGGCUCGACACGCUCUACCAGAAUCUUACCGGCAAUGGCUUGCUAGACCUUCCCAAACCCAACUCGCCACAUGCCCUCAACACCAUACUCAGACAUCCACUCGGGAAGCUCUCGGCGGCUCUCUCUGCCAUGGGACCAUUGACGUUCCCCAUUUAUAAGGCAGCUCUCGUUAGAAAACGCCUAUUGAUCUUCAACCACUCCUCACAAGGUUCAGGAAUGAUUCAGGAGCCUUGCGACCGUGAUCCCGAGCUCUGUGGAGCCAUGGCUUACAUAAUUUCGCUCUUGAGUGUGAUUCCAAAGGAUGUUAAUGUGGAACCUUUGGACCAGCACGAGUUGUACUCACAGCCGUUGUACAAUGUGGGGCUUCAGGACAUGAACACAAAGUAUUUGGAGCACUACCCGGGGUUCAUUGCCAGCACAUCCGACGAAAUCUUGAAGUAUCAAAAAAACCUCUACGACUAUGCCAUUGUCAUGCCUUCCACCGAUGCUGAAACAUGUAAACUAGUGGCCAGCGAUAAGUUGGAUCUGCCUAUUCGUGCAACGUUCAAUGACUACACAAAGUUUCUUAAGGUGUACAAGCAGCUUCCCAACGAGGGCGAAAACGCGACCGGUGAUGAUACGUCGUCGAUUCGUACGUCCAACUCUCGAUUCUCAACCCUUCGAUUCGACAUCUAUGGAGAAAGCAGCAACAUCAAGUUGGACCACGAGCCUUCGUGGUGGUUGGAUGAGGCCACGUCCCCGAUGUCAUGGAGAGAAUACAUCUGGCUGGCGUUUGCAUGGUUUGCUAGUGCAGGCACUACCAACCGGGCCACUACUGAGAACGCGUUCUCUGAGAAUGUCGAAGCUGAAGAGACGAGAGAAUCCAUGCAGAAGCAGCUUGAACAACUCACGAUGAUUGUCAGCCACUUCCACAAGCUUACGAAGAAAUGGUUCUACUUGAUUGACGAGAUAGUAUGCGAGACCGUAGAGGACCGGGCCAACGAUCUGGUGUCGAGGGUAACAUUGGAGCUUACGCACCAGGAUAUUGUGGAUAUGGAGUUGGAUCCUUACUCAUCGGAGGACAUUGAGUUUGUUCGUGAGUUUGUUAUUUUGUACUGGGACACUGUUGUUGAGAAUGUGGAGAUUGGGCUUGGAUUCCAGGGCUUAUGCUGUUAA
Molecule: messenger RNA, 1584 nt
Organism: Sungouiella intermedia
Lineage: Eukaryota; Fungi; Ascomycota; Pichiomycetes; Serinales; Metschnikowiaceae
Source: the annotation of a GenBank genome assembly